Molecule: messenger RNA, 2014 nt
Organism: Podospora pseudopauciseta
Lineage: Eukaryota; Fungi; Ascomycota; Sordariomycetes; Sordariales; Podosporaceae
Exons: 4
Coding region: 478-1689 (403 amino acids)
Source: RefSeq, a predicted model, not a curated record
CUCGUGUGUUGUUGAGGAAUACAAGAUGCUUUUUUCUUUCCAAAUGGAAAUUGGAAACCAUGAAUACAGUGCGGUAUGUUUCUCAAGUCACACCGCAAUCCCAGGGGCCAGCAGGUCAACUUACCGAUGCUGGUGCUGUGGCGCCUGUGCCCACCUAUCAACAUCCAUGACACAGAGCAGGCCAGCCCUGAAGCGGCACAACAAGACCGAGUGAAGGUCCCUUAAGCCACGCCGUCGAAGGAUUCUCUAAUCCUACAUCGCAUGAGCAUGGACCUUCAAAUCCCAGCAGCAUACAGUGCUUGAAACGUUGGAGGAAGCCACCAACCUUGGGAACACACCCCGUUUGAUGAUUGGAUAUCCUCCUGCACGCCCGCCUCUUCCAAUGCCUGGAUCUAUCUCUUGGAAAGGCUGGUUUUAAAGCAUGGUGGUCUCCCUCACCGCACUAUCCCCCACGCGUCGCGUUUCCCACCGUUGUCGAUGGAGUCCACAACACCAGCUCCACCAGGGCCUGAUGUGUCCAAGGCUUCGUUAGUGGUAGGCACGAUAUCGUUCCUGCACCUCAUAUCAUGGACGCUGUAUGCCGCUCGCAUCUGGACUCGUAUGCGACCGAUAUCACGCCUAUUCGUCGAUGAUUAUCUGAUCACUCUUGCUGUGCUCUUUGACCUGGCGUCGUAUAUUUUCUUGAUGAUAGCGGUUCAUUACGGCAUUGGUCGACAUAAUUACUACGUCCCGACAGAUCAGGAAGUCCUUGCGGAAAAAUGGCUGUUCCUCAGCCAGCCAGUCUUCCCCUGGAGUCUCGCCUUCUCCAAGAUGAGCAUUGCGUGUAUGCUUAUUCGGAUUCGUCGGGAUCAGCGCGUUUGGGCUUGGGGAAUGUACUUGAUCAUGGCGUUUGUGGUGCUCAUCGCCAUCAACACAAACGUUUUCCAACUCUCACUGUGCCGACCGCUCUGGGCUGUGUGGGACCACAGUAAUUCUGAGGCCCAGUGCAUGGAUAUGACUGUGGCGCAAACAUCAAUCUAUGUCAACUCUGCACUCAACGUUGUGACAGAUUUUGCUUUAAGCUUGGCCCCCAUCACGUUUAUUGUCCACCUACAGCGACCACUCAGGGAGAAGAUUGCGGUCGCCUUCAUGAUGGGUUUGGGCAUAUUUGCGAGUAGUGCCUGCAUUGCGAAAACCUUCCAUGUCAAAGACUACGGUAAAACAGGUGACAGUCUCAUGGAUUGUGUACCUAUAACGAUUUGGAGCAUGGUAGAAAUGCAGCUUGCGAUAAUUGCAAGCUGCAUUCCCUGUCUCAAACAACUCUUCGAACGAGGCUUACGACGAUUCGGUCUCUUGAGCACCCAGCACGCUGGAGACUCCUUCACUGACAGCCGGAACCACCAGACCUAUCCUGGGCCGAACUUCAGGACUCGCCAAGAGACAAGCGAUGAUUACGGCCACCACCUUACUUCGAUACAACAGUCCCCACGCAGUCCUCGGUGCAACAAAGCAGCGAGGAACUCCGGGGUGGAGACAGAAAGCAUAGAGAGCAGCGAGAUACCCAUCAUGAGACCAGACUCCACAGGCACUGAUCACAUACAGACGCUGUCAGCAUCACCCGGACGAGGAUCAUUUUACUUCAACUUUGCGGUGAAUCCAGGUCUUAACCCAAACCGAAGGGAUGGUAGAGGACCAAGGCCGGAAAGGUAGUGAGAGGAGGUGGCGUCAGCACAUCUCUGUCAAAUACCAAAGCCAUCGUGAACAGAGCAAAUAUCAUGAAAUGUGCAUCUCAUUGGAUCCAUAGGCUGAUCUGACUACACCCAUCAUGACAGUCUAUCCCGGUAUUCAACCUUGCAGCGAGCUAAUUCUUUCCCGUCGGAAAAUAAUCACAAAGAAGAAGAGGUUGGCACUGCCCUUCUCAACCGCCAAGGUGAACUUGACAUCUGUCGAAUGUUCCUUGUUACCCCAUUGAUAGAGAGGCCCUUUCUUGGUCUCAUGCGACAACUCACCAUACCAUCUACAGGCUAGUUCGCUA